AUGGCGGCGACAUCAUCGUCCUCCGCAAGCCCGGUAGCUGGCCCGUCACAGCCGUCUGUCGGCGCUCAGCAAGUCGGCUUGCCUCCACUCUCCGAUUUGUUUGCUCGAUCUUCCAAGCGAGCAAGGCUCCUCUUCCACAUCGAUGACGAGUAUGAUUCCGACAACUUUGGCGACAUUUCCGCUCUUGAACCAGCCAAGAUCCAUCUUGCUUCCAAGAUCAGCUCCGAGUAUGCGGAUGCCAAGGUUCUUCCCGCCGCCAUCCUUGCCCAGCAACAAGCUGCCGCUGGCCCAAUGCGUCCCGGAGCGACAAAUGCCUCAUCAGCAGCGGCGGUCAGAGCAAGCAAACGGAGAGGAGACGAAACGCACCUUUCGAGACUCAUAGAUCAAAUGGAUGGAGGUGCCUCGUCUUUGACAACAUCGGUCGGGCCCAGCGCUCCUUCUUCGUCCAGCCAAGCUCUUACCAUACGAAGCAAUGGCCAUUCGACCGGCGCAGCAGCAACAUCAUCUUCCUCUCCAAUGUCGUCGGCGCUCGCACUUCACAGAGGCGGUUCGUCGGGCCUACUGUCGCAAGCGCUCAUACAGAAGAAAGAGAUGGCGAAUCGCAAAGCCAAACCCGCCUAUCACCCCAACUGGAAGCUCUCGCGUGUCAUCUCUGGCCACCUCGGGUGGGUGCGCUGCGUCGCUGUAGAGCCGGACAACAAGUGGUUUGCCACGGGUGCUGGUGAUCGCAUGAUCAAGAUCUGGGAUCUCGCAUCGGGCGAGCUCAAACUGUCGCUUACUGGACACAUCUCGACCGUUCGAGGCAUCGCUGUAUCCGCUAGGCAUCCGUACCUCUUCUCGGCGGGCGAAGACAGGGUGAUCAAGUGCUGGGAUUUGGAGACGAAUCGCGUAAUCCGACAGUACCGCGGACACCUCUCCGGUAUCUACUCGUUGGCGCUCCACCCGACGCUAGACGUAGUCGUGACGGGAGGCAGGGACUCGUCAGUCCGGGUCUGGGAUAUGCGCACCAGAGCUGCUAUCCACACGCUGACCGGACAUCGCGGUACUGUCGCCUCGGUUGCCUGUCAAGAUUCGGAGCCGCAGAUCAUCUCUGGCUCUAUGGAUGCCACCGUCAAGCUCUGGGAUCUCGCAGCAGGCAAGUCGAUCACCACGCUCACCCACCACAAGAAGAGUGUCCGCGCACUCGCUAUCCAUCCCACGCAAUACACCUUCGCCUCGGGCAGCGCAGGUGGAAACAACAUCAAAACAUGGAGAUGUCCCGAAGGAACUCUCGUCAACAAUAUGGCCCACGACACAAUCGUCAAUACGCUCAGCGUCAACGCAGACGGUGUGCUGUUCAGUGGAGGAGAUGAUGGAAGUCUCAAGUUCUUUGAUUACGCCACGGGAGUGCCGUUCCAGGUUGCGGAGGAUGUCCCGCAGCCAGGCUCACUGGAUGCAGAGGCAGGCGUGUUCUGCUCGACGUUUGAUCAGACAGGGACGCGCCUCAUCACUGGUGGUGCGGACAAGACGAUCAAGAUCUACAAAGAGGUGUGA
Molecule: messenger RNA, 1533 nt
Organism: Pseudozyma hubeiensis SY62
Lineage: Eukaryota; Fungi; Basidiomycota; Ustilaginomycetes; Ustilaginales; Ustilaginaceae
Exons: 1
Coding region: 1-1533 (510 amino acids)
Biological process (GO): mRNA splicing, via spliceosome
Cellular component (GO): precatalytic spliceosome; catalytic step 2 spliceosome; Prp19 complex
Molecular function (GO): protein binding
Source: RefSeq, a predicted model, not a curated record